Messenger RNA from Rotaria sp. Silwood2, 552 nucleotides. The record is from the annotation of a GenBank genome assembly. NCBI's taxonomy places the organism in Eukaryota, Metazoa, Rotifera, Eurotatoria, Philodinida, Philodinidae.
AUGGCAAUAAUUAAUGAUGAAUCAAUAAAUGAUUUUUAUAUAAAAGAUGCAUGUCAAAAUUUAGGUGAUAAAUGUCAACAAAAUACUGAUUGUUGUUCACAUCUAAUCUGUUAUUUUAGUCAAGAUAAAAAUCUUUGUUUACCAGUUGACAAACAUAUGAAACGUUAUAUGGAAGAUUUUAUUAUUCCACCAUAUUAUAAUCCAAAAAAUCAUCUUUAUCCAUAUGGUAUUAGUAUGCCACCAUUUCCAUUUUAUAAUGCAUAUAGGGAAAAACAAUCAAAAGCAUAUCAAAGAAAUAAAAUGGAAUGGGAUCAUUGUCAAUUUCAUGAAGAUUGUGGUGAAGGCAAUUGUUGUUAUGUUCAUUUUCGAUUUCGUAGUUUGCCGAAAUCAUUUUGUCGACCAAAUCGAAAUAAUAAGAACGAACUUUGUGAACCUCUUACUAAAUAUCGUUCACUCAAAGAUAUACCAGCUUGGAAACAACAUCAAAAACAACAACUUGAUGAUAAACAACAUGAAUCAUAUUCAUUAUCCAGCGCAUAUUUGGGCCAAUAA